Symbiodinium pilosum is the source of this 369-nucleotide messenger RNA. Lineage: Eukaryota; Dinophyceae; Suessiales; Symbiodiniaceae. The record is from the annotation of a GenBank genome assembly.
GACUGGGUACCUGUGCGAGUGGUCCAAGGCGAUUCCUCGCUGGGCCGAGGUGCAGAAGGAUGUGGACCCGAUCGCAGAUCUUCUUGCUACGCUGGUCGAUCUGUCGGAUCAGCAUGUGGAGCAGGCAUGGAGCUUGCAGGAUGGCCUGGCCCUGCUUUUCAGAUUUUUGCAGACCGAUGCUUUUGCACGUGGGUCCUUCUGGAUCUGCAGCGGUCCUGCAGUCCUCUGCGCAAUGCUUCACAUCAUUGAGCCCGAACAUCAGAUGCUUGUCUGGCAUUGUCGACAUCUUCUUGACGGAAUGGGAGCCCAGUCCAACAGCACGUCUACAGCAGUGCUUGGGCUCUUGCGGACUAUGAUGUCGGUGCCGAG